AUGGCAGACAUUCAAAUUUUUCAAGAGAAAAUUGCAAGCCUCCAAAGAGAAAAUGAUGACUUGCACGACCUUAAUAAUCGGUUAAACCAAGAGCUUAGGAGAUAUCAAAUCAAUCAAAGUCAAGAACUCCCAGCGCAGUCUGACUUAUUAGUUGACCCAUCUAUACCUCCAUGGGCGGCGAAUACAGUUUUUCUUUCCCCUUUACUUUUAGCCUAUGAUAACCGAAUUCAUGAGCUGGAGUCUGCAUUGGAACGAGCUAUUCCUUAUUAUCCCAGCUUAAAAAAAAUAAAAAAAUUAGUUUUUAUACAUAAUUCAAUAGAAAAUAUUAUAAACUAAAUUUAAUAGAUAUAGGAGAGCACACAAAGCGCCUUACAGCUGAAAACUCGUCUCUGCGUGAAGAAAUGGACCGGAGAUGGCACGAAAUGCUAGAGCGUGAGCGCAAAGAGCUAGAAAGCAGCGGGAUUGGUGCUGCAUUCUAUUUAGAAGAAAAAAACGAAAUGCAGGAGCGUCUUGAUUUAUUAUCAACAGAAAAUAAUUUAUUAUUAGAGCAGCUUGAAGCCCUUAAAACAAGAAAUGAGCUAUUAGAAAGAGUAGCCAAGGACAGGGACGAAGCUGCAGAAAAAUACGGGUCUCAGCUAAAACAGCUUAUUUCUGAUCAUAGAAAUCUGCAGAUGAAUGAAGAAGAAAUCAGAGGGUAUAAAGAAAUCGCUGAAGAAAAACUGAAAAAAGCUCAAGAAAGGCUUGGAAACUUAGAAAGGGAAAGAGAAGAACAAAAUACCUUGAUAAACAGAAUACAAAAUGAGCUGAGACUUGCCAAACAGAAUGGAGAAUAUUAUAGAAAAGCUUAUGAAGAAAUAGACGCCAAAAAGUCUGAAGAAAUCGAAAUGCUGAUACAAGAAGCUCACAAUAACUCUAUAAGGGACAGAGACCUCACCAAUAAAUCUAUAAUGCAAGAAAGAGACUUAGAAGAAGCCAAAGAUCAAGCGAAUUACUAUAAGCGUGAAUGUGACAGCAUUAAAAAUGAAUGCGAAAACAUGCUAAAAAUCAUGAACAGCUAUGAAGAAAAACUCGCAAAAUAUCAGCAGAAAGAAGAAGCCUUAGACCAAAGAGAAAGAGACGCCAAGCAGAGGGUAGAAGACGCCUUUUUAGAAAGAGAUAGAAUGGCUAUGAAGGACCAGCAGUACCAGCGACAAAUAGAAAGACUAAAUGAACAGCUGAGGACCGAGCUUGGAGAACAGAAAGCCAAAUUUGAUAUUAUGAUGGACUCUAUGAGAAAUAAACAUAAAAAUCUGUUAGCGACGAGGGAUGAUGAGCUGAAGUCGAUACAGGAAAGAAAUAAUGAACUGCAGCUGCAAGCAGAAAGACUAGCUAGAGAUAACUCGUCGUUGGCAAAAGAUGUCCAGAGGGCUGAAAAUGUACUCCAAGAAGAACAAAAACGCAUAAAUGUAAGAUUGGAUGAGUAUGAGAGAAGGAUGAGGGAGACUGAAGAAGUUAGGCUGACUGAAAAAAGAUUAUUGGAGACUCAGAAUGAACAGUACGGAUAUGAAAGACAAGAAUGGGACAGGCUUAAGAAAAAUUAUGAAAAUCUGAUAUAGUAUGGACAUGCUUUUGGCGAGCAACUUUAAAAAAUUAAAUUAUAUACUUUUUAUAUCAAUUCAGGCUCUUAUCAAUCUAGUAUUAGGGCACGCUUUGCGUGCCCACCUUAUACAUUCUUCUAAUAGAGAAAUUGAGUCAAUAAAAGCAUCCUUAAAAAGAAGCAAAGAAGAAAGCAGAAGACACAAAGGCCAAUUUGAAGAAGUUUCUAAAGAAAGAGACAAUCUUGUAGAAGAGCUUAAUAAGCUGAGAGACGAUUUCUAUAUUAAAACUCAAGAAUUAGGGGCAAGCUAUAACGCCAAACUUGUAGAUGUAGAAAGAAACAUCGCAGAAGCAAGAGAAAGACAAAGACUGGCAGAAGAAAAAUACAAUGAAUUUGUAGCUUCACAAGCCAAACUAGGCGAAAAAUGGAGAGACGAGCACAAGGCGAUUUCUGCUUAUUAUACUAAGCUGCUCAACCAAAUGACAUUAGAAAAAAAUAAAUUAAUAAAAAGAAACAGAGAACUAGAAGGGAGGGGGGACAUUUUUGCUGUUCAAGAAUAA
Blepharisma stoltei is the source of this 2136-nucleotide messenger RNA. Lineage: Eukaryota; Ciliophora; Heterotrichea; Heterotrichida; Blepharismidae. The record is from the annotation of a GenBank genome assembly.